Mytilinidion resinicola is the source of this 665-nucleotide messenger RNA. RefSeq lists its product as uncharacterized. The record is from RefSeq and is a predicted model, not a curated record. Bases 23 to 448 code for a protein of 141 amino acids. NCBI's taxonomy places the organism in Eukaryota, Fungi, Ascomycota, Dothideomycetes, Mytilinidiales, Mytilinidiaceae. The transcript has a single exon.
AUCCCACCCCCAAAACCCCAAAAUGCCACCCCCCUCCCCCCUCCCAUCCCUCUUCCUCGCCGAAGCCCUCCUCAAAGUCGCCGGCGGCGCCUACUUCCUGCUCUCCCCAACCACAAUCCUAACCCUCACCUCCACACCCCCCUUCCCAGCCUCCGCGCGUAUGCUGAUCCAGCAUCUCGGAUCCCAGACGCUGGCGUUCAGCGUCCCGCUUUUCCUGGCGGCGAGGAGCACGCCGCGGGCGGUGGCGAGUCGCAGGAUUGUGUAUUGGGCUGUUCUUGCGCGAGAAGGGUUUUUGAUGGGGACGCUGUUGUGGCAGAUUUGGGGGUUUGACGGGGGGAGGGAGGGAGAGUUUACGAGGGAGGGGCUGUGGAGGUGGGUGGCGGAGCUGGCGCCGUUUGUGGUGGGGAGGGUGUGGGUGCUUGGGUGGAGGGGGGAGUGGUUUGAGUAGAAAGGUUCAUUAGUGCGUUGAGAGGUUGGGAUGUAGGGGAGGAGAUUCGAAUAUAUGGCAGGGUAUACACGGAGACUUUUGAUGAAGUGAGUGCAGAUUUUUAAGAUAGAAAAAGGAACUUGGAUGACUACAUCGAGAUACUGUACGAAUAAACGAGUAGCUCUAACGAACGCACUUAAAAGCUAGUCCGACGGCCUUCCGGAUCCUCGCCUUGAGG